Lagenorhynchus albirostris (white-beaked dolphin) is the source of this 4653-nucleotide messenger RNA. It is a transcript of the gene CIPC, whose product is annotated as CLOCK interacting pacemaker. Lineage: Eukaryota; Metazoa; Chordata; Mammalia; Artiodactyla; Delphinidae. Gene Ontology annotation, cellular component: nucleus. The record is from RefSeq and is a predicted model, not a curated record. The transcript has 4 exons. The coding region runs from base 803 to 2002 and encodes 399 amino acids. Gene Ontology annotation, biological process: negative regulation of DNA-templated transcription; negative regulation of circadian rhythm.
UCUGCUUCUGGAGUAGUUAAUGUUCUUCGCUAGAUCCUGUAUUAGCAGAAAUGUUCACACUCGGCAUUUUCAGGGUAUUUCAGAUACAGUGCUGUUUGGCAGGGGGCCAUGUUUCCCUCUACUCAGAAGGACAAAUGGAUGGAGUCGAGAAUGGAUUGUGAAUAAAAACGCCGCUGGGUGUUGCUUAAACCUACUAUCUUAGUGCAUUUGGGCUGUCAUAACAAAAUACCGCAGACUGGGUAGCUUAUAAACCACAGAAAUUUAUUUCUCGCAGUUCUAGAGGUUGAAAGUCCGAGCUCAGGGUGCCAGCAUGGUCCAGGGAAAGCCCUCUUUCAGGUCACAGACUUCUCACUGACUGUGGUGGAAGGCGCUAGGGACCUCCCUGGAGCCUCUUGUAAAGCUCUAAUCCCAUGAGGUGAAGCCCUCAUGACCUAAGCCCCACCUCCUAAUACCAUCAUCUUUGGGAGGCAGGAUUUCAUAGAUGAAUUUUGGAGGGACACAAACAUUCAGACUAUAGCACUUUGCAGUUCCAUUAUUAUUAUUGUUUUCUCUGUUGGUCCCCUGUUCUCUUUAUCCCUGCGGUAUCCUUACAGCUGGCAUCCCUUGGCGAUUCAGAGGGCCUUGUUAAAAUAUCUUGAAGGGCUCAUUGCUCUCAUACUUUGCCCUGUUAGCCUAGUUCUGGAUCUGCUUUGGACUAGCUGUGUAUUACUGGAUCAAAUCUAGGCUUCUUUCCAGGAAGUGGGCGACCAGGGCAGUCCAGAUGAAAAGAGUACUGACGAAUGCACUUCCAGCCCAGUAAAACAUGGAGAGGAAGAACCCAUCCAGAGAGGGCUCUAGAAGGCUCUCAGCCAAACUGAGCAAAGGCCCAGAGAUGAAAAAAGUGUCUCGUCAGCUCGGCGUGGCAGCUGCUGAGUCAGAUAAGGACUCUGGAUUUUCAGAUGGGAGCUCUGAAUGCCUGAGCUCGGCAGAGCAGAUGGAGUCUGAGGACAUGCUGAGCGCCUUAGGCUGGAGCCGAGAAGACAGGCCAAGGCCGAGCGCCAAGCCUGCGAGCGGUGCCUUCCCAACACUGGCCCCCAUGGUUGUCAUGAAGAACGUGCUGGUCAAACAGGGCAGCAGCUCAUCCCAGCUCCAGUCGUGGUCUGUGCAGCCCUCCUUUGAAGUGAUCUCAGCACAGCCCCAGCUCUUAUUCCUUCAUCCACCCGUACCGUCUCCUGUCAGCCCAUGUCACGCUGGUGAGAAAAAGUCGGACUCCAGGAACUACUUGCCCAUUCUCAAUUCUUACACCAAAAUAGCCCCACACCCAGGCAAAAGGGGCCUCUCCCUCAGCCCAGAAGAAAGAGGAGAAGGUGGAAUGCAGAAGAAGAUCUGUACUGAGAGACUGGGGCCAAGCCUGUCUUCUAGUGAGCCAACCAAGACUGGUGCUGGCCCACCCGGGCCCCCGACUCCAGCGCCCCCCAGCACCAAGCUUGCCGAGGACUCAGCUCUUCAGGGUGUGCCCUGCCUGGUGGCAGGUGGAAGUCCACAGACGCUUCAGCCAGUGUCCAGCAGCCAUGUGGCUAAAGCGCCCAGCCUGACCUUUGCUUCCCCCGCCAGCCCUGUCUGUGCGUCAGACAGUACCCUGCACGGGAUGGAGAGCAACUCCCCGCUGUCCCCGCUGUCAGCUAGUUACAGCUCCCCUCUGUGGGCUGCGGAGCACCUCUGCCGCAGCCCAGAUAGCUUCUCAGAGCAGCGGCAGAGCAAGCACAGGCGCUUUCAGAAUACCCUAGUAGUCCUACACAAAUCUGGUUUGCUGGAGAUCACUUUGAAAACCAAGGAGCUGAUUCGUCAGAACCAGGCAACUCAGGUGGAACUAGACCAGCUAAAGGAGCAGACCCGGCUAUUUAUCGAGGCUGCCAAGAGCAGGGCUCCUCAGGCUUGGGCCAAGCUGCAGGCGUCUUUAACAUCAGGGUCAGGUCAUCCUGGCAGUGACCUAGAAGCGUUCUCCGAUCAGCCAGACAUAUAACAUAGAAGGCAUAUUUUCCUGUUACUUGAGUGGUUCUUUUUAACUCUUUUACCGUCAUCUACUCCUGUUUCCCAAAGCUUAUGUAAGAGCUUUCCUUUUAAACUUAAACUGUUCAGGGGUUCACUUACGAAGCCACAUGCCAAUACCUGGCUGCUGUCUUAACCUGUGGUCUGUGCACAGUUUACCUUUGUCUCCGUUCCACUGAGGACCUCAGAUUGUCCUCGAGUCCCUCUUCCUUAGCCUGCAGGCACUUCGAUGGAUCACAGUGCAGAGCGGGAAAGAUGCUUGUGUGGGGCCCCUCUAGCUGUCACGUCCCACCAUCCCACUCACUAACCGUGAUCAGGGAUGCAGUGACGCAGACAAGCAUACAGAGUGACACCUGUCAAGCCAGGGAGUAGGUGACAUAAGGAGCCCUUCGUGGAUCUUCCCUUGGAGGUCUUAGUCACAGAGGAAAAUAUAAGAGGAGGGUGUUUCCAUUUUACGAGGCCUUGUGCCAUUCGGGAGAAACCUAAAAUGCUCUGGGCACACAUUGGUCCUCGGAUGCAAGCACUUAAUCACUUAAAGCUUUGUUUCUUUAAACUCGAAAGUCAAGGGGAAGGGGUGGUACCGUUAACUCGUACACUUUAAUCAUAAGCCAGAUUUCUGUUACACUGGUAGGUGAAAUAUUUCAGAUUUGUAAAGUAUGGAAUGGAUUUAGGACCAUCUGGAGCUACAGUUGAUGAACUGCUUUUUUGACUCAGAGUCUGAAGAAAGGAGAAAUGGCUAGCAUCUCUUGGUUGAGAGCUGGAAGAUUCUGAUAAUUUAUGCUUUUUUCUUUCUCUCUCUUCUUUUGAAACAAUGCAAAAGAAGAUUUUCUUAUAUGUGAAAAUCCUAAAAGAGAGCUUCAUGGUUCCCGAUUGUGUAAUACAAGUCAGCCCUCUGCUACCAUCUUUUUCCCCCCUUUGUUUUUACAAAAGAGGAAAGAAAUGAUUAUUAAGCUUGAUAAACUUUGAAUUAAAAUCAUCAUAAGGUUAUGACAUUAAGUCAACAAAAAAUUAUCCAUUUUCUUUCCACGUCCGGAGUUUUCAUUUGUCUUACGUCACGGUGACGUGGAGCAGUCUUCUGUGUUUCUUUCGUGCAUUGGAUUUGGCUGCAAAGCCAAAGGUGUAGUGGGUUAUGUGAAGUCCAGCUAGAAGUGGAGAGUGUUAUGAGACCUUGCAGAUGAUACACACCCUUUCAGCCUCAUUGUAAACUAGAUUUCUAAGUCGUAAAGUUGCCAGCUUUUUAUCCUCCCAUUUAAAACUUUCAUCCUCUUGAAAAUCUUGGUACCAAUUACCUUAGUAAGAAAUUCUGUAUGACCAAUUUCAUCUUUUCUGCAAGGAAAAUGUUCUUGAAGUUCUACCAAGGCCAGAAGCUAAUGCUCAUGCUUGCUGGGUAGUUGUAACUCUGAACAUAGUUUUAAAAUUACAAGGCUUCAGAUUGCCUGCAUUUUGUUCUCAAACACGCACAAUUUAGAUACGACCGAUUUAGAAGUGAACAACUCAGUAAAAUCUUCAGACUCUCCUGGUAAAUGCAGAAUUAUUACCUGCCAUUUGCUUUCUGAAAGAUUUCAAAAAUCAGAGCAAAUGUGUCUUUAAGCAGACUCUGCUCCUUUUACUAUUUUUCUCUUGGCCCACACCCUUUGCCUCCCCUGAAUCUGUGUGGUGCUGCAGGAACUCUGCUCUGCACGCCGUGCUAGGAAGCUUCCUUUCUGGCAGAGUAUGUUUGGCAGCAAAGCUCUAGAAACAGGUGCCUUCAGAGCAGCCUGGGCACCAGUCAUGAGUCUUACUGAGUCAAAAAUCUGAACACACUUGCUGAGAACCAAAUUUAUUCCUUCAGAAAAAACCCUCUGUGGAGCUUUAUGCGUCUUGGACUCUUCUUCCUAGAUUAAGGUUUGCAUUCCCUCCUGUCAGGUACAAGACGAUGAAAGCCGUCAUUGAUCCUCACUGCUGAGUGACAGGGAAAAGCAGCACCACUCCGCGGCUCUUCUCUGAUGUUGUAACUCAGUGUGGAAGUCUCUCUGGGCUCUUAGCAUGGGUGUUCUUUACCUAGUGGAGCAGUAAGCAGAUGAAGCCACUUAGAGAAGCUGGUCGUGGAAGGAGAGAUCCACUGAGGCUAGCAGACAUGUGGAGCCAGAAACCAGAUCGGCAAAUGGAGGAACCUCGGAGUUGACUGGAAGGAUCUCCGUGGGUUUCACGAGGCUGUAAGUAGUAGUGGUUUUAGUGAUGCGUGAUUUGAUCUGGUAUGAAGUUCUGUGGCAAAGCUGCUGUUUUCUAAAAGCCAUUCUUAGCUCAAACCAACCCUUAAGAGAAGUUUCGGCAGAUUGUGUUGGCAGUAUUGAAAGACAUCUAGAAAAAGCUGCUGAUUGAAUUGGUUAUGGGAAUGGAGUUUGGUGACAUUUGUAAUUUAAUACACUCAUUGCUUUUUAUCGAUUGUGGUAUUGUCUGACUUUACUAUGAUUCCUUCAGCAGAAAAGUAACUCUUGUGCAUAUAUUGAAGUGUUUUUCCAGCUAUGAAUUCUUUAGGGUAGAGAUUUAUUUACCAAAUGUGAAUUCCUUUGAGGAAGUAUGAAGUUUUGUAGAAAUUGACUGUGAAAUGUCAGAGAAAAAUAAAAGUCACUUACUUGAAAACUA